This is a messenger RNA of Brassica rapa (field mustard), 1743 nucleotides long. RefSeq lists its product as uncharacterized. The record is from RefSeq and is a predicted model, not a curated record. NCBI's taxonomy places the organism in Eukaryota, Viridiplantae, Streptophyta, Magnoliopsida, Brassicales, Brassicaceae.
CGAGAGUAGACAAUGCAUAGAUGAUACUAAAUUGAUCGCAAGAAUUCUUUUUGGAAAACAUAAUAUAACUAGUAAAGUAUACAAAAAAAAUUUCAAAAAUUUAUGAAAAUGUUUAAGCCCGCAUCGCGGGCAAAACACCUAGUUAAUAUAAUAAUUAACACAUACUAAGAUACAGCUAAUAUAUUAAGUAUCAAAAUAAUGUAAUAUCAAUGAUGAUAAUAAUGUUAAGCUAGAUUGGGUUUCCAACCUAAAAUGCUAAGCGGAGUGGCCCAUCCAUCUUAUAUAUUGCUAAGGAGCAUCAAUCUCGGAGUGUUCAGGCAAGGAUUGAUGGGACGACUUUGGGCUGGAUCGAUAAUGGAUCGGAUUGGACUGCAUGGAUCGGGCUCUGAUACUAUGUUAAACUAGAUGAGCUUACAACCUAAAACCAAUUGUGCUAAGUGUAGUGGCCCAUUCAUUUUAUAUAUUGCUAAGGAUCCCUUCCAAUAUCUGAUGUGGGAUAUUUAUUAAUAGGAACAAGGCCAAUUUUUUUUUUUUUUGGUUUCAUUGUUGCAUGAAUUCAAACACAGCUGGUUAACACUGCUCUAUCAAUGAUUCGUAAAACAGCCUUUUGCAUACAAUUGGUUCGUCGUGCAGAAUUUUAUUGACAAGAUGCGUGUAAAAGCCUCUAUAGCCUACAAGUGUAUAACCAAUAAGACAUGAAAGCAUCAUUCAUUCUUUUCUCUGCUUUUGCAUAAGAUUCUAUCAUGAAACCACAACAACUCUUAUUUUCUUUCACAACUCAUUUACUACAUUGUCUACUGAAUUGCUAUACAUGUUUUUCAUCAAUUAAUUAUUACGUAAACAAUACUGCCUUCAUUCAAAUCAUGAGAUGAAUUUCAACAAUGUAAUCUUAGGGUUAUAUUUUCAAUAUUUUUUUCUAAAAGUGUUGCAGUUUUUUAGUUGAUGAUGUCCAAACUGCGCAAUGCAUCUGCUAUGAAUAUGAUUGAUCUAAGGAUCACAUUAUAAUCACUGGGACUUGUGUUGGGUUUGGACACAGGAAUGCAUCAUAUGGGUGAAGCAUGAUGAACAAGUGGAUGGUAAGCGAAUUUUUAUCUACACGUACCCACAACACCCGUAGGCAGUAGAUAUCUUGCAUGUUAUAGACCCCUUCCCCCACCUUUAUAUAAUAUAACACAAAUAUUAACAAAGUAACCAAUAGUCUUGUAACCAUGAGUAUAGGCAUGAGACCAAGACAAGCGAAGUUAAUAGUCAGCUUUAUGUUUUGGGGUUUUCUGGUGUUGUCAAGUGCAACAGAAGAUCUGGUGGUGAUAACUCAGUGUAAGAACCAAUGCAAACAUGAUCUCCACAACAUGAAAGAAUGUGAAGAUAGGUGCCACAAAAAGAUGAUGAUGAUGAUGGACCAACGAUGGCCACAGAGAAGAGGUUUUGAUGGCGUUGACGAUGAAGCUCUGCAGACAAAAUGCAACAGGAAAUGCACUUCUUCUUACACACCCCGUAAAAGAUGCAUAUCUCAAUGCUUCAGGUCCAUGGUUGGGAAGAAGAUCAUGGACAACGAGGUAAUCUGCGAGUCAUCGUGCACCAUCCUUCAAGAGAAACCGCUCAUUGUAAGAUGCACCAGGGUUUGCCAGGAGAGUACUCCCGGAGCUGUUGGCUUAGUUCUACUUGAGAAAGAGAAUCUCUAGUGAGAUACUAAGUAAUAAAUGCUUUUGUGUAACGAUCCAAAUAAAACUAAAAGUAUUAACA